Girardinichthys multiradiatus is the source of this 2993-nucleotide messenger RNA. Its product is annotated as glucose-6-phosphatase 2-like. Gene Ontology annotation, molecular function: glucose-6-phosphatase activity. The transcript has 8 exons. Gene Ontology annotation, cellular component: membrane. The record is from RefSeq and is a predicted model, not a curated record. NCBI's taxonomy places the organism in Eukaryota, Metazoa, Chordata, Actinopteri, Cyprinodontiformes, Goodeidae. The coding region runs from base 362 to 1354 and encodes 330 amino acids. Gene Ontology annotation, biological process: gluconeogenesis; glucose 6-phosphate metabolic process.
UGUAUACAGAGACGGUUAGUGGACGCCGGAAAUGACGUAAUUUCAAUUUGAUCCCCGUUAAAAAAAAAUGCUGUAUAACUGUUGUUCAUAACGUCUGAAAAUUCACGAGCGAGAUGCACCCAAAUGAACUCAUACUCCGCCUGGUGGUGAAUAAAUCUUAUGUCCAUGGAAUAGCCUAUGCUAUGAUGUGAAGACCUGGCAGGUGUCCAUCAGAUUAUCAUCAACUCUCUUCACAAAGAAGGGCUCCAUCUCAGUCAUCAGUGCUGUAUUCUAGCAUAAUCAUGGAAAGUUCAGAGAAGGUGUCCUAACUAUACAGCAUCUGCAGAACAACUACAGAGAAUACAACAGCUUCCUCAGCUUCAUGUCAACAGUGGGCGACCCUCGUAAUGUUUUCUCUGUCUAUUUCCCUCUCUGGUUCCAUCUCAGUCAUAACGUUGGUACCAAGAUGAUAUGGGUGGCUGUUGUUGGAGACUGGACCAAUCUUAUUUUGAAGUGGAUUCUGUCUGGACAGAGACCUUAUUGGUGGGUUCAUGAAACCCACUUAUUCCAGAACAGCUCAAAGCCACAUUUGGACCAGUUUCACAUUACGUGUGAAACAGGGCCCGGUAGUCCAUCUGGUCACGCCAUGGGCUCAUCUUGUGUGUGGUACGUGAUUGUCACUUCUGCUCUAAACUUUGCCAGGUCCUCCUGCGUCUCCUCUGUCCGGAGCUUUCAAAGGUUUCAUCUCUUGAGGUCCAUUUUGUGGACGGCUUUCUGGGUCAUUCAGAUAAACGUUUGCAUUUCCAGAGUUUUCAUUGCAACACACUUCCCUCAUCAGGUUCUCCUCGGUCUAGUCAUUGGUAUGCUUGUUGCUGAGGCGUUUGACCAUAUUCCCUGCAUCUACAACGCAAGCUUGAAACUGUACCUCCAGGUCAAUGUCUUUCUUCUCUCGUUUGCUGUUUGCUUUUAUUUGUUCCUAAAGCUUCUGGACUUUGAUCCUUUGUGGUCGGUCACCAAAGCUAAGAUAUGGUGCGCAAACCCAGAUUGGAUCCACCUAGACACCACACCGUUUGCCGGACUGUGGAGAAACCUGGGAGCCUUGUUCGGUCUGGGACUUGCAGUGAACUCUGAGAUUUUCAUCCAGAGCUGUAAGGGGAAGAACGGCUGCAAAACUAUAUUUAAACUCAUGUGCAUGACUGCUAAUCUCACCUUUCUGCAGCUGUAUGACCUCAUCAAGAUGCCAAAUCACAGUGAGGCUCUAUUUUACAUACUGUCAUUUUGCAAAAGCGCUUCAGUUCUUUUUGGUGUUGUUGCUGUCAUACCCUACUGUGUUCAUUUACUAAUCAGAGAAGAGGAGAGAAAACUCAGAUUAUAAAAGGGAAGAGAUGUUGGCAGCAUUUUUUCUCAACACGUUUUGCUGUUAUUUGUAGUAAAUAAUGUCAGGUUGUCAUCAGACACACAGAAGCACUGAAACUGCAAUUUACUGUAUAUGGGAAAUAUUUCUGAGUUUAUCUCAUAAAUUUGUCUCAUUUGAUCCCAGUCACAAUGAGAAGCAUUACUGAAGUUCAGCUUUUUUUCUUUGUUCUCGGUAUUAUAUUUACAGUACUUUUUGAAUGGAAUUUACAAAGAUGUUAUGUACAACUCUACAACAUGAUGUGAUCACUUUAGAAGCAGAGACUUUGCCAACUUAUGGAUCUCUGUGUUUAAUUUAAAAGCAAGUUUCUAACUUUGAAAAGGCAAACUUUUUCUGCAUAUAUCAAAUAUUCUGAUCAGCAUGCGGAAGGGUGAUAAUCAGCAUACAUUUUGUUGUUGCAUAGUAAAAAUAUAAAUACAAUUUUACAAUUUCAACAUACCACUGGAACAUGGUACCACACUUUCACUUUUCCUUAACUCUCUGGGGGUUUUCUUAAUGUACCAAAUCAUUCACAUAAUUCUCUCUGUUUGCAUUGUAAAUGUUUGUGUGUACAUCCUGCUCAGGGUGCGUUACAUAAUCUAUUGUGGGUCUCUUAGCAGUUCCUCCGGGAAAAUUCAGAUAUUAAUCAUCGUAAAGGUAAUGAGGCAGAACAGAGUCUCUGAUGUAACCAGAUUACAUGGAUUAAUUAAACUCCUGAGCAGAGCCCCAUUUCAUCUUUUCUCACAGUCUGUGGUUGCUUAGCAUCACAUGUACUGUACCUGAGGUCUGCUGCUGAAUGAUGCAACUGCUUUAAGAGAGAAGGCUCUUUGCCAAAACAAGCUGGAAGGAAACUUUAGGUUUCUGGGUACUGAGAGGGCCACAACAGAGAACCACUCAGACGUCUGUGCAGUUUAUCCACAUCCAAAGCAGUGAUUUUAUUUAGAAAAAUCUCAUAUUUAGAGGAAAAUAUGUUUUAUUCAUAUGGUCACAUAUAACUCAACGUACGCUUUGUUUUAAAAUGCAAAAUAUAAUUUAGUUACUAACUAACACCAGUUUAUUUAAAUAGCGCUGGUUCAAAACAAUUGUCAUCUCAAGUCACUUAACAAAUAGCUCCAAUUUAUUUACAGAAAUAAAUCAAUUCAGUCCAGUCAUUUAGACAAUUUCAAUUACAUACUAUCCAGAAUCUAUCCUAAUUACAAUAUGUCAGGAUGUGAUGUUUUGGACUCGGUUUUGUGGUUUUGUUUACCUUUUUAAUUAGAUGUUCUUACUUGUGUUUUGUAUUUAUGUUAGUUAUGGUUUUUGUUUUGGGUUAUAUUCUGCCCCCCAGUUUGCUCUCCUAUUUCCCUUGGCGUUGCUUUCCUGUUUAUUUUCUUACAAUGGUUUCCAUCCUCUCCUUUUAUAGGUUAGCUCUAGUUAUUGUUUACUAAGGUUUCUUUUGUAGUCUGGGUUUCCUUAUGGUUUCUGUUUGCUAGUGCUUAGGUUGUUGUGUUCCCUCCAGUUUCUCAGUUUCCUUUAGUUCAUGUUAUUCUUGAUUCUUAUGUUUUAUUUAUUGUUUAUAGUUUUGUUUAGGUCUGUUCAGUAUCUUGUUAAUUACUUGCAUUAGGUUCACCUGUUCCCUCUG